Messenger RNA from Neospora caninum, 1845 nucleotides. RefSeq lists its product as hypothetical. Lineage: Eukaryota; Apicomplexa; Conoidasida; Eucoccidiorida; Sarcocystidae. Gene Ontology annotation, biological process: transmembrane transport. The coding region runs from base 1 to 1845 and encodes 614 amino acids. The transcript is spliced from 11 exons. The record is from RefSeq and is a predicted model, not a curated record. Gene Ontology annotation, molecular function: transmembrane transporter activity.
AUGUCGACCAGCUCUGUGCCUCCGCCCCUGUCUCCUGCGUCCCCGCCUUCGUCCGCGUCGCGUGUCUCCUCUGCGCAACGCCCCGCAGUUGCCAUUCCCGGCCUCUCGUCCAGUUCUGCGCUGACUCGCCCCUCGGUCGCCUACCCGUCCCCGCCUUUCCACGGAACCCGCAGCAUGCAAAAGGGCGAGAGGAACAAAAUGCGCAACCUCAAGUUCCUGAAGUUUCGGUGCGUCCUGGGCGCGUGCCUCCUCCACUUCUGUCUCGGCGGCUGCCACACCAUCGGCAAUCUCCUCCCGUACUUGGUGGGGCGCAUUCGCAGCCAGCAAGCAACUUCCGCCGUCUCCUACCAGGAUGGACUGAGCAUCUACGCGUGGGCAGUGAUCUGCCAGGGCGUUGGAGGCUUCAUCGGCACAACGGUGGAAAAGCGCAUUGGGACCAAAAGAACUGCCCUUUUGGGAAGUGCGUGGAUGACUCUCGGCCUGGCGCUGUGCGGUGUAUGUUCACACGACCUCUCUCUGUUUCUGAUAGCCUACGGGGUCGUUACAGCGCUCGGCUGCGGGGUAUCGUACCCGGGCCCUUUGGCUGCGGCGCUGAAACUGUCUCCUCCCCAAGACAAAGGCUGGGUUAGCGGCCUUCUCUUUUUUGCGCGCGGCCUCAGCGUCUGUUUCCUCUGCCCCCUGCAGAGCUUCUUCCUUCACCAGCCUGAAGCCAUCCUCUCUGUGCUGCCGCCGGUUCUCCUGCCGUACCUCUCUGCCUUCGGAUCCGACGGAGGAUUUCCGCUUCGCCCGCACGCGACAAAUGGAAAACGAUCUCCGCCUCCUCUCUCGACUGGAGGCGAAAGAUUCCUCACUGACCAGGCUAUCCUCGACCGCCUGCCGAGUCUCUUUUUCGUCAUGGGGGGCGUCAUUGCAUGCAUCCAGCUGGUCGGGCUUCUGCUCCUCGUAGAUCCCGAGCGCGCAGGGGCAACUGACGAGGCGUCACCAGACGCGGGCGAAUGCCAGGCGCUUCUCUACGAAGAUCCGCGAGCCGCUUCGAAUGCGCCCACGUCGGCCUCGUACUCGUCGUUUUCCUCUUCGCAGAUGUUCUCGUCUCUCGUCCUAACCCCCCAGGACAUUUGCAGUUCGCCCUCGUUCUGGCUUCUGUUUCUGAUGCUGCUCCUCUCUUGGCAAUCGCUCUUCUUCGUGCAGCUCUUCUGGAAGGUUCUCCCUCUCUACCCUGAAGCCGCGCUCGCCUCGGAGUCGGCGUCUGUGCCCAACUCGCUCUUCGCUGCGCUCAUGCGACGCCUGCCUCGCGCGGGCCUGAAUGCGCAUGCAGUCGGAAACGGAGAUCCGUGGAGCCUCACUGGUCCCUCCUGGGACUUCGCCAACGACUUUCUCCUCAGCUGCCUCGGCGCCCUCCUCGGCGCACUCUGUUGCUUCGGCCGCCUCCUCUGGGGAUACAUCGGCGGAGGUCUAGGAUACAUGCGGAGCACGGUGGUGAUGAACGCCCUGACGGCCCCUUGCCUCUUUGUUCUCUCCACCUACGCCCUCCAGUCGCCGCAGCUCUACGCCGCGUGUCUCGCGAUGAUCAACAUUUGCCACGGCGGCACCUUCUCGCUCUUUCCGUCGGUGACGAGCGACUUGUUCGGACACAAAAACGUCGGACCCGUUUUCUCGUUGCUGUUCGCCGCACGCCUUGCUGCGGUCGCCCUCGCAUCCAUCUGGAUCAACACCGCCCUGACCUACGGCGGCCUGCACGUCGUUGUCGGUGUCCUCGGCGUGUGUCACCUAGUAAGCAUAGGCGCGACUUUCUUCUUCCACCCCACUGACGCGCUGCCCUACCGUUUCCCAACUUACGCGCCCUGA